Oncorhynchus nerka (sockeye salmon) is the source of this 2605-nucleotide messenger RNA. Its product is annotated as protocadherin gamma-A3-like. The record is from RefSeq and is a predicted model, not a curated record. The coding region runs from base 146 to 2605 and encodes 819 amino acids. The transcript has a single exon. NCBI's taxonomy places the organism in Eukaryota, Metazoa, Chordata, Actinopteri, Salmoniformes, Salmonidae. Gene Ontology annotation, cellular component: plasma membrane. Gene Ontology annotation, molecular function: calcium ion binding. Gene Ontology annotation, biological process: homophilic cell-cell adhesion.
UUUCGCUCUGAUCCAUUGUUAACAUAGAUCAGAAAAGGACAGUGAAAAUAGGCUCAAUUGAAUCGAAGCGUCAACUAGUAUUUGCUCACUGUUUCUGAGGAUACCCUUUACGGAAUAUUCUUGUGGAUUGUAUUAUUUGUUGGCUAUGGAAUUUGAAGGAUUCAUUCAACCCAAAUGCGUAAGAUGGCGUUUUAGUGGACUACGGUGGCAGGUACUCAUUUUUCUCCUCUAUCUCAGUCAUACUGUCAGUGGACAAAUCCGGUAUUCCAUUCCGGAGGAGAUGAAGAAAGGCUCUCUUAUCGGUAACGUAGCUCAAGACCUGGGGUUAGAUUUGAAACGGCUCCGAGCGGGCCGGGCCCGUAUCGUGACCGGAGAAAGCAUUCAGUACACAGAGCUGAAGACGGACAAAGGGAUUCUAGUCGUGAGUGAGAGAAUAGACCGAGAGCAGCUUUGUGGCGACGUCACACCGUGUAGCUUCAGCUUCGAAAUGAUUCUAGAGAAUCCUAUUGAGCUGCAUCGUAUUACUGUGGAGAUUCUAGAUGUAAAUGAUCAUGCUCCUGCUUUCCCAAAUAAAUAUAUACAUUUUGAAAUCAGCGAAUCGGCUACGGUUGGGUCGCGAUUUCUGUUGGAAAGUGCAGAGGACCCAGAUGUAGGGCUCAACGCCCUACAGAAUUAUGUUUUAACUCACAAUGAUAAUUUCAUUCUAAAACAGCAUGCGAAUCCAGACGGUAGUAAAUAUGCAGAGAUGUUCCUCCAGAAACAAUUAGAUAGAGAGGAGUAUCCUCGUCUCUCUUUAAAGCUAAUCGCUGUAGACGGUGGAAAUCCGCAGAGAUCUGGCACAGUAAAUAUCGAGAUCACUGUCCUAGAUGCCAAUGACAAUUCGCCUGUGUUUAACCAAUCGGUGUACAGGGCUGCUGUGAUGGAAAACGCACUGAAAGGCACCUAUAUUACAACCGUGAAUGCAAGUGACGCAGACAGUGGCACAAAUGGACAAAUCACAUAUAGCUUUUCGAAGUUGAAGGGGAGCAUUGCUGAUAUUUUCAUAAUAGACGAGAAAACAGGAAUCAUAUCUGUUUCGGGACAGGUAGACUAUGAGAAAGAUAAGAAAUACGAGGUUAGAGUAGAGGCUAAAGAUCAGGGUGGUUUAACAGACUCUAGUAAAGUUGUAAUUGAAGUUCUUGACAUAAAUGACAACGCACCAGUUAUAAACGUCAUGUCUUUCUCCAGCCCUGUGUCUGAAGAUGCUCAUCCUGGAACCACGGUAGCCGUUAUAAAUGUAAAAGACGCUGAUUCAGAGAGAAAUGGGCAGAUUACAUGCUCUAUAGAUGAUAACCUCCCAUUCAAGAUAAAAUCAUCCUUAACUAGUUAUUACAAUUUGAUCUCUGAUAAAGGGUUUGACAGAGAAACAACACCGGAAUACAACAUAACUAUAACAGCGACAGAUUCGGGUUCGCCUCCUCUCUCUAGCGCCAGGACUUUACUCCUGAGAAUCUCUGACGUAAAUGACAAUGCCCCAUUGUUCGAUAAAGGCACCUACUCUGCUUACGUCACAGAGAAUAACUCUCCUGGAAUGUCCAUAUUUACUGUCAGCGCGCGGGACUCUGACUGGAACCAGAACGCGAGAAUAUCGUACCUGUUGGAGGACACGCAGAUCAGCGGAACUCCAGUCUCUACUUAUAUAUCAAUUAACUCUGAAACCGGAGUUUUACAUGCUGUGCGCUCCUUUGAUUAUGAACAAAUAAAACAGCUGAAACUCGAGGUUAAGGCGCAAGAUGGAGGCUCUCCUCCACUCGGUAGCAAUGUGAGUGUCAACAUCUUCAUUCAAGAUCAGAAUGACAACGCGCCUCAGGUUCUGUACCCUGUCCAGACUAGCAGCUCCCUGGUGGCUGAAAUGGUUCCUCGUUCAGCAGAUGUGGGCUAUCUUGUGACUAAAGUGGUGGCUGUUGAUGUGGACUCUGGACAGAAUGCCUGGCUCUCUUACAAAGUGCUGAAAGCGACAGACAGGGCGCUGUUUGAAGUGGGCUUGCAGAAUGGGGAAAUAAGAACUAUACGCCAAGUCAGUGAUAAAGAUGCUGUGAAACAAAGGCUCACUGUUGUAGUGGAGGACAACGGGCAGCCCUCUCGUUCAGCUACAGUCAAUGUUAACGUGGCGGUGGCGGACAGCUUCCCUGAAGUGCUCUCGGAGUUCACUGACUUUACGCACGACAAGGAGUACAACGACAACCUGACUUUUUACUUAGUCUUGGCUUUGGCUGUAGUCUCAUUUCUGUUCAUCACGUGUUUAGUGGUUAUUAUAUCAGUGAAAAUAUACAGAUGGAGACAGUCUCGCAUCCUCUAUCAUUCCAACCUCCCGGUUAUUCCGUAUUAUCCACCGCGUUACGCAGACACUUUGGGGACAGGAACUCUACAGCACGUGUACAAUUACGAGGUGUGCAGGACGACUGACUCCAGAAAGAGUGGCUGUCAGUUCGCCAGACCCUGUAGUCAGAACGUACUGAUAAUGGACCCCAGUUCUACAGGGACGAUGCAGCGGAUGCAGAGUGAACAGAACAUCCUGGAUGAACCAGACUCCCCACUAGAGGUGAGUCUUUUGGACAUUUUUUAA